Messenger RNA from Colletotrichum orchidophilum, 1287 nucleotides. RefSeq names its product lipoyltransferase. Gene Ontology annotation, cellular component: cytoplasm; mitochondrion. Bases 1 to 1287 code for a protein of 428 amino acids. The transcript is spliced from 3 exons. Gene Ontology annotation, biological process: protein lipoylation. Lineage: Eukaryota; Fungi; Ascomycota; Sordariomycetes; Glomerellales; Glomerellaceae. The record is from RefSeq and is a predicted model, not a curated record. Gene Ontology annotation, molecular function: lipoyltransferase activity.
AUGCUGUCACUACGCAGCAUCCCCGGAAACGUGUUCCGAGUUAGACCCUCAAUACAUCAUCCAUACCGCCAAUCUCGUCUCUUCUCCGCUCUCGCCGCCUCGCCAAAUUCAAAGACUCAAGUCUACACCUCAAACUCCCGCGACCCCUACGUGAACCUCUCGAUCGAGCACCAUCUCCUCCAAACGACCCCGUCCGACUCGACCGUUCUCUUUCUGUACACAAACCGCCCCAGCAUCGUCAUCGGCCGCAACCAGAACCCGUGGCUCGAGGUCAACCUCCCGCUCCUGCGGUCUCUAAGCAGCCAGGGUGCCGUCGAUCUCGUCCGCCGCCGCAGCGGAGGCGGAACAGUAUUCCACGACGAGGGCAACGUGAAUUACUCCGUCAUAUGCCCGCCCGCAAACUUUGACCGCGACACCCACGCGGAGAUGGUCGUCCGCGCCCUGCGCUCCCUCGGCGUCGAGGGCGCCGCCGUCAACUGCCGCCAUGACAUUGUCAUGACUCUGCCCCCUCCCCCUUCCUCUUCAGGAACCUCUGCCAAUGCAUCGGCGGCUGCAGGUGGUAACGCUGCCGCCUCCUCCUCCUCCCCCACGACAGCAUCGUGCGCCAAGCCAAAAGUAAACGCGGAAAACACAUUCAAGAUCUCCGGCUCGGCGUACAAGCUCACACGCCUCCGCUCCCUGCACCACGGAACAUGCCUUCUCUCGUCCCCGAACCUCCCGCGCAUCGGCAACUUCCUGCGGUCUCCCGCCGAACCCUUCAUCAAGGCCCGCGGCGUCGAGAGCGUCCGCUCACGCAUCCGCAACGUCGGCAUCACCGACACGUCAAAGUUUGAAGACGCGGUGGUUAGCGAGUUUGGAAAGAUGUACGGCGAUUUCGACGUUCGCGAAGAAUUAGGUGAUCGGGAUGCUCUCGGAGAGGAAAAGGUUACGAAGGGAAUCAAGGAGCUAAAGUCGCGGGAAUGGACAUACGGCCAAACCCCUCUGUUCACCUUUUCCACACACCCCUCAGCAGACGACACGCGGGAACGUCCUCGGCUCCCAGGGAACUUUACCCUCACAUUCGAAGCCCGCCACGGCCUCAUCCAAACUUUCUCUCUAUCCGGGUUGGCCUCCAGUCAAGACUCGAGCAAGCUCUCAGAGUCCAUGAUCAGCACCCAAAUCUGGGAGGUCAUGGACUGGGCACAGCGUCUGCAAGCAGAUGGUUUAGACCAAGGCGACGCCUCGACCGUGGGAGAGUGGAUGAACGCUGUGCUGGGAAGUGGAAAGGAAAGUAACCUCAGGCCUUAG